Molecule: messenger RNA, 1740 nt
Organism: Guillardia theta CCMP2712
Lineage: Eukaryota; Cryptophyceae; Pyrenomonadales; Geminigeraceae
Exons: 9
Coding region: 1-1740 (579 amino acids)
Source: RefSeq, a predicted model, not a curated record
AUGCAGACAUUGCUGGAGAAGAAUCCGUCUGGAAUCAUGGGACGAGACCUGAGGAGGUUGUACAAAGAGAUGUUCUCAAGGGAAUUGCCUCUAUCUGACUUCAACGUUCAAAGACCCAUCGAAUUGAUUGAGAAAGAACUUGCAGACACCGUCUACUACACGCGUGAGGGCGAUGGAGAUGUGAAAUAUUUCUUGAAAAAGAAGACUUUGGACUCCGGGCCAAGCCCUCUCUGGCAUUUGACAUGUCAUGGAGAUGAUAAUUGCAUUUCUGUCGUACCUGGAGACACCAGCUUUGAAGAAAUGAAAUUACAGGCUUACUGGUCGAUAUGGUGCGGACAAAAUGUUCAGCAGAUACAAGAGAGAGAGAAAAAGAUGGAGCAAGAAAGCAAGCAACGGUUUGACAGUUACCAAGCUUCUAAGAAUGCUCAGGCCAACCAACAAUCAAACUCGAAUCCUUCAAAUCCUUUUGGAUCGAAUCAAAAUCCAUUUGCAUCUGCAUUUGGACAACCACAGGCACAGAGCAGCAUUUUUCCUGCAUCAGGAAAUUCGUUUGGCAAUAGCUUAGGAGGAGGCCUUUUCGGUCAAUCCAGCCAGCAGCAGCCUCAAAACCCAAUGCAGCCACAGCAACAGUCCAGCAUCCAGCCAAUUUCAGGGUUCCUGACCAACACUCCAUCAACAACUGCAAACAGUGGCAACAAUUUGUUCUCGGGUGGAAUAUUUGGAUCACAAUCUCAGCCAGCAAUGCAAAAACAAGAGCCGCUGGUCCCUCAGGAGAAUAGAAAUGUGCAAUCUGGAUCUUUGUUUUCGUCGCCGCAACCUUUCCAACAGUCGAAUUUGUUCGGAUCUUCCACCGCAGGCCAGAGUUCAAUCUUUGGGAGCAACCCUCCUGCACCUGCGGCUCAGAAUCCAACCGGAACAUCUCUGUUUGGAGGUUCCCAGCAACCGGGAGCAUCAAACUCGUUGUUUGGUGGUACAAACCCGCCCCAGCCAACUACCACCGGAGGUCUCUUUGGGAGUAACAAUGCUCUUGGAGGCGGAAGCGGUGGAUUAUUCGGAAACCCUGCCAACACAGCAUCGCCAACUUCAUCGGGCGGUUUGUUUGGGUCGACUAUAAAUGCCCCCAAACCACCGCAGACAAGCCUGUUUGGAAGUGGAAGUAGCAAUUUAUUCGGUCAAGGACCUCCUACAACCACGCAGAGCAACCUUUUCGGCGGUAGCGCACCGACUUCAGGUGUUGGGAACACAGCCACUGGAACGUCUGGGGGAUUGUUUGGCAGCACAAAUCCUACGUCUUCCUCACUUUUCUCUUCACCAAAUAGUAACUUGUUUGGAGGGUCGACACAAUCAGGUGGAGGGCUCUUCGGCGGCAGCAUGAAUCCGCAGCAACAGCAACAGCAACAGCAACAGCCGCAGCAACCAACAGGAUUGAGCGGAGGAUUGUUUUCGAGUGGAGCCCAACCCUCAACAACUGGGGGAUUAUUCGGAGGUCUCUCGCCUGCCCAGCAGAAUUCACAGUCCUCCAGCUUCCUCGGUAACACUCCCUUCGGAGGAAAUACGCAGGGUGGCCUUGGUUCGAUCUUUGGCUCCCAGCAGCCUCAGCAGCAGCAGCAGCAGCAGCAGAGCACACUGAGCCCUAUUCCAAACGGCUGGUGCUUUCGGCCAACAACAAAAUCCCAAUCCAUGGAACCCAAAUCCAACAAAUCCUCCCUCCCCCUGGACCCGAUAAGAUGGGAUGUUUAG